This is a messenger RNA of Phoenix dactylifera (date palm), 2063 nucleotides long. Its product is annotated as calcium-dependent protein kinase 1. Gene Ontology annotation, molecular function: protein kinase activity; calcium ion binding; ATP binding. The record is from RefSeq and is a predicted model, not a curated record. Gene Ontology annotation, biological process: protein phosphorylation. Lineage: Eukaryota; Viridiplantae; Streptophyta; Magnoliopsida; Arecales; Arecaceae.
GUUUUCUCGCCCCUCUCCUCGACACUGCUGCGCUGACUUCCGUGUCCUGAAAGUCUCCCAGAGAUCUUCACACCACCACCCCGGAAACCGACCCCCGAAGACGACCGGAUGGGAAACCGCGGCUCCCGGCCCUUCUCCUCCAACCGCCCCGAUGACUCCGGCCGCGGCGGAUCCGACCGCCCUCCCCCUACCACUCCCCCUCCCCGAACCCACCAUACCGCCGCCUCCGCCGGCGGCGACGGGCCUAAACCCGUCUGGCCCCGCCCGGCAGCGUCCAUCCCCCGCCCUCUCACUCCCAAGGUCGGUCGCGUCCUUGGCCGCCCCAUGGAGGACGUCCGGGCUUUCUACACCUUUGGCCGCGAGCUCGGCCGCGGCCAGUUCGGCGUCACCUACCUGGUGACUCGCAAGGAGACCGGCGAGCGCCUUGCCUGCAAGUCCAUCGCCACGAGGAAGUUGAUCCACCGCGACGACAUCGAGGACGUCCGGCGGGAGGUCCAGAUCAUGCACCACCUCACUGGCCACCGGAACAUCGUCGAGCUCAAGGCGGCGUACGAGGACCGGCACUCCGUGAAUUUGGUGAUGGAGCUCUGCGAGGGCGGGGAGCUCUUUGACAGGAUCAUCGCCAAGGGGCACUACUCGGAGCGAGCAGCCGCCGCGCUCUGCCGCGAGAUCGUGACCGUCGUCCACAUCUGCCACUCCAUGGGGGUGAUGCAUCGGGAUCUUAAGCCGGAGAACUUCUUGUUCUUGAACAAGGGGGAGGAUUCGCCGCUCAAGGCCACCGAUUUCGGGCUCUCCGUCUUCUUUAAGUCCGGAGAAGUAUUCAAAGAUCUUGUUGGGAGUGCAUAUUAUGUAGCUCCUGAAGUAUUGCGGCAGAAUUAUGGACCAGAGGCUGAUAUUUGGAGUGCUGGAGUGAUACUAUACAUUCUUCUCUCUGGUGUUCCUCCUUUUUGGGCAGAGAAUGAACAGGGCAUAUUUGAUGCUGUUUUACGUGGGCAUAUUGAUUUCUCAUCUGAUCCUUGGCCUUCUAUAUCUAGUGGUGCAAAGGAACUAGUCAAGAAGAUGCUAAGGCAAGAUCCGAAUGAACGGCUCACUGCAGGUCAAAUCCUGAAUCAUCCAUGGAUCAGAGAAGAUGGGGAAGCCUCUGAUAAACCACUUGACAUCACAGUUUUAACUAGAAUGAAACAGUUCAGGGCCAUGAACAAGCUCAAGAAAGUAGCCUUGAAGGUAAUCGCAGAAAACCUGUCAGAGGAAGAAAUUAUGGGUUUAAAAGAAAUGUUCAGAUCUAUGGACACUGAUAACAGUGGGACAAUUACUUUUGAAGAACUAAAAGCUGGUCUACCCAAACUUGGUACCAAGAUUUCUGAAUCUGAAGUUAGGCAGCUGAUGGAAGCGGCUGAUGUGGAUGGAAAUGGGGCCAUUGAUUAUAUUGAAUUUAUAACAGCUACAAUGCACAUGAAUAGAGUGGAAAAGGAAGACCAUUUGUAUAAGGCAUUUGAAUAUUUUGAUAAAGACAAGAGCGGGUACAUCACAGUGGAGGAACUUGAGCAAGCUCUUAGGAAGUACAAUAUGGGUGAUGAUAAAACAAUAAAAGAGAUCAUUGCAGAAGUAGAUACAGAUCAUGAUGGAAAAAUUAACUAUGAGGAGUUUGCGGCCAUGAUGAGGAAAGACAGCCCAGCGAUAGUUCCAAACCGGCGCUUUAAAUGAGAGUUGCCUUGUUCAUGGCCCAGAUUAAGCAAGUCGGAGGUUUGAUUCUCUAACUCCUGCACAAAAGGAACACAACCGAAACUCUUGAUUCAUUUCCAGGGAUGGAUUUAAGUAAUGGCUGCAAUUUCUGGGUGUUUAGCCUCCUGUAAAUCAAGCAGUCCAAACACAAGACACUAAUUCCAGCAUUUUGUGUGAUUUUUACUGAUGCCUUGUUGAUUUUGGUGCUUUGCUAUAACCCUCUUCAUGUGUAACUGUGAUUGAAGGUCAUUACCCUAUUUUCUUGUUUUAUCUUCUUUGAACAGACUGGUUCUGCUUGCACCUUUAUGGGAGAAAUUGGUUCUUCUUUUGGCCUUUUCUCA